Larimichthys crocea (large yellow croaker) is the source of this 2029-nucleotide messenger RNA. RefSeq names its product carbohydrate sulfotransferase 12. Lineage: Eukaryota; Metazoa; Chordata; Actinopteri; Sciaenidae. Gene Ontology annotation, biological process: proteoglycan biosynthetic process; carbohydrate biosynthetic process. Gene Ontology annotation, molecular function: sulfotransferase activity. Gene Ontology annotation, cellular component: membrane. Bases 377 to 1657 code for a protein of 426 amino acids. The transcript has 6 exons. The record is from RefSeq and is a predicted model, not a curated record.
UGCAAAUCUGUGCAGCAGUAACGGUGUGGACAACCGGAGCGUGUGCGUGGAGUGGGACGAAGAGUGGACAAGCGUUUCUCUUCAGAUCUCGCGAGACAAGUCCCGUUCACUGGAGCGAGUAGACCGCUACAGUCCUGUCGUGCCCACCCGGCACCCGGUCCUAUCACUGGGCUGACAGACAGACAGGGGAAGGGGUGGGUGGUGGUGGACACCGAGCCAGGCGACAAAAGGCGACAUUACACCGGCACCAUGGAGCUCCUCUACCGGUUGCAGCUGACAAGCAGGAAGUUUCUACUUCCGUGAUAGAUGGCCGCCAUGGAGCUGAGAUAACAUCCUCCUUUCUUCACCAGUCACGACUCUGGAUCUAGUUUAAACCAUGGGAACAUGGCGUGGUCUACGAGUGGCGUUCGUCCUGGGGUCUUUGUUUAUGAUCCUGCUGAUCAUCGUCUAUUGGGACGACGUUGGAGGCUUCAACCUCUACCCUCUGCAGGAGCACAGACACGAGUCACCCCACUCUGAUACUUCCCUUCUCGUGACUACAGGCCCGUCACCCCCUACUUCCUUUAGCAGAGCCCAGACCAGUUCUUCCUUCAACGUCCUCACUACUGUUUCCGGUAAAACACAGGUCUCUGAUGAGACAGGAGGAGCAGCUGAGGACCAUGCAGAGGAGGAGAAGGGAAGGGACAAACAGGAACCGAUGAAGGAGGAAACAAGGGAGAAUGUGGAGAAGGAGUGGAGUCAUGCUGCUGUGGGCGAUGAGAAACAGGAGGUGAGGAAAAAGAGGAUCAUGGACAUGUGUUCAGGAAAGGAUGCUGUGGAGUUCCCCGGAAGGACUCGGGCUUUUGAGCAGAUCCCCAACAGAGAACUGGAUCACCUGAUAGUGGACGACACUCAUCAGAUUAUCUACUGCUAUGUUCCAAAGGUAGCAUGCACCAACUGGAAGAGAGUGAUGGUGGUUCUGUCUCAGUCUCUGAUUUCGCAGUCCUCAGGAAAACCCUACACUGAUCCAGAGGCUGUACCUCCUGACCUCGUACACAACUCCUCUCUCCACCUCACUUUUGCCAAGUUUUGGCGUCAUUAUGGUUCUCUGUCCCGCCACCUGAUGGCACUCAAGCUCCAGCACUACACCAAGUUUCUGUUUGUACGAGACCCUUUUGUUCGUCUCAUCUCAGCUUUCAGGAACAAGUUUGGAAGGCCCAACGAGGACUUCUACAGGCAGUUUGGUUCGGUCAUGGUGCGUCGUUAUGGUAAUGUCUCUGGCAGUCUGCCAGAGACGGCGGCUGAAGCAUUUGCAGCAGGAAUCAAACCGACGUUUCAGCAGUUUAUCACAUAUCUGUUGGAUCCAGAGACAGAGACGGAGAGUAUCUUCAAUGAACACUGGCGGCAGGUGUACCGUCUAUGCCAUCCAUGCCAGGUGAAGUAUGACUUUAUUGGACGACUAGAAACUCUGGAAACGGACGCAGAGCAGCUGCUGAAGCUUCUGGAGGUGGAUCAUCUAGUACGCUUCCCUUCAGGCGCUCGAAACCGCACUGCAGCCAGCUGGGAAAGAGACUGGUUUGCACAGAUUCCCAUAACAAUGAGGAGAGAACUGUACAAGCUGUAUGAACCAGACUUUGAGCUGUUUGGCUAUCCCAAACCUGACAGCGUGCUCCACUAGUAGACCACACCGAACCAGAGGCCCGGGCACUGCACUGUGUGUAGAGCCCACACCUCACCUACCCACGCACAGCCAGCAUAUGCCUUUAAAGACCGAUCUACAAUGCCGAUUGUUUCAUUUGUUUUGUGCAUACCUCAAAUGACAGAAGUGCCUGCCAGUAUUAUUUAAUUUUCAUCAUUUCAUAUCUGAAGCACACCUGCUUACAAAGCUUCGUUAUCCCAGUCUGUUUUCCCUGUGCAAAGGCACUUUGAAUAGUAUUUUGUGAAUAGUAAUUUGGUACAGUAGUCAUAGGGAAAGGACUGGGGCUAACUGAUGACUGACAUUUCUGAAGGGAAAUGUGUUGCAGAGAAAUAAAGGUUUUUGUAAAUGUUU